UCCCACAAUGCAACGCGGGUAAACUAAUUUCUUCUUCCUCGACACAUGGCUUGUGCUCGCGAAUAUUUUCAUUUUGUUGAACCCAAGGCUAACUAAGGCUAACGGCAAUUUUUAAAGUGCGUUUCCUUUUCCAUUCUCCCACCAAAUGAAGGUUAAAGUCCUCUCGAGGAACCCGGAUGAUUACGUCCGGGAGACCAAACUAGACAUUCAACGUGUCCCCAGAAACUAUGACCCGACUCUGCAUCCUUUCGAGGUGAGCAGAGAGUACACCCGCGCCCUGAAUGCCACCAAGCUCGAGAGGGUGUUUGCCAAGCCUUUCUUGGCCUCUCUGGACGGACACAGGGAUGGGGUGAACUGCAUGGCCAAGCACACCAAGAGCCUCUCCACCCUGCUCUCUGGCUCCUGCGACGGGCAGGUGAAAGUGUGGAAUCUGACCAAACGCGAAUGCGUCCGCACCCUCCAAGCGCAUGAAGGUUUCGUCCGGGGAAUGGUCGUCCGCUCUUGUGGAACCUCCUUCUUCACGGUUGGUGACGACAAAACAAUCAAACAUUGGAAAAUGGAGGCACCCGGUUAUGGCGAGGAAGAGGAGCCACUCAACACUAUUCUGGGCAAGACAGUCUUCACCGGCCUGGACCACCACCAGAAGGAUGCCGUGUUCGCAACAUGUGGCCAGCAGGUGGACAUCUGGGACGAGAGGAGGAGCAGCCCAAUCCGCUCUUUCACUUGGGGCGUAGACAGCUUCAGCGCUGUGCGCUUCAACCCGGUGGAGACUGAACUACUUGCAAGCUGUGCCUCUGACAGAAGUAUAGUACUGUAUGAUAUGAGAGAAUCAGCGCCACUUAAAAAGGUUAUCAUGACAAUGAGAAGCAACACGUUAUGUUGGAACCCUAUGGAAGCCUAUUACUUCACGUGUUCAAAUGAGGACUACAACCUCUACACUUAUGACAUGAGGUACCUGGACCAGCCAGUCACAGUACACAUGGACCACGUCUCUGCUGUGCUGGAUGUUGACUAUUCUCCAACUGGGAAGGAGUUUGUAUCUGCCAGUUUUGACAAAACCAUCCGCAUCUUCCCCAAGGACGGUGGCCACAGCAGGGAAGUCUACCACACCAAACGCAUGCAGCAUGUCAUCUGCAUAAAGUGGUCGGCAGACAACAAAUACAUCCUGAGCGGCUCCGACGAAAUGAAUAUCCGACUGUGGAAAGCCAACGCAGCUGAGAAACUAGGAGUGCUGGCCCCCAGAGAGAGGCAGGCCACCAACUAUAGCCAGAAGCUGAAGGAGAAGUUCCAGCACCACCCGCAGAUCCGACGCAUCGCUCAUCACAGACACCUACCCAAGAGCCUCUACCACCAGACCAAGGAGCUGAGGGUUAUGAAAGAGGCUCGCCGCAAGAAGGAGAGGAAUGUCCGCAAGCACAGCAGGCCGGGAAGUGUUCCUCUGCUGUCUGAGAAGGAGAAGCACGUUGUGACUGUGGUCAAAUAGGCAGUGCCAGAGGAGAGAGCGGAGGACCGAUGCCCGCCGCCGAGAGAUGAGGUGGAGGCGCCCUCCCCCAGAUCACACCCACAUGGGACAUGUUCAGACUGCUUUCACUUCAAAGUGAGGGGGGGGGUGAAUUUGUCUGUUGGGACUAGUUGGAUGUUAUCAUUUGAAGCCCAAGGACACAGACUGUAAAUACAUAGACAUUAAAUAUGGUAAAACUGUGACUCAAGUGACUAAUCGCACAUUUUGCUUUGAGCAAGUUUCCGUUCAUCACACAUUUUUAAGAAAUGGCGAGCUGAUUUUAAUUGAUCCAUCUUUCUUUUUUUUUUUAAAGAGUGUCAUUUGACUUGGUACAAUACUGUACUUGCAACAAAAUGUGUUCCCUGUCUCGUUAGUCUUUUCCAUUAAAUGAAUUUCCGGA
Messenger RNA from Cyclopterus lumpus (lumpfish), 1901 nucleotides. It is a transcript of the gene dcaf13, whose product is annotated as ddb1 and cul4 associated factor 13. Gene Ontology annotation, molecular function: protein binding. Bases 146 to 1483 code for a protein of 445 amino acids. Gene Ontology annotation, biological process: maturation of SSU-rRNA from tricistronic rRNA transcript (SSU-rRNA, 5.8S rRNA, LSU-rRNA). NCBI's taxonomy places the organism in Eukaryota, Metazoa, Chordata, Actinopteri, Perciformes, Cyclopteridae. Gene Ontology annotation, cellular component: nucleolus; small-subunit processome. The record is from RefSeq and is a predicted model, not a curated record. The transcript has 11 exons.